Branchiostoma floridae (Florida lancelet) is the source of this 3073-nucleotide messenger RNA. RefSeq names its product chondroitin sulfate synthase 1-like. The transcript is spliced from 2 exons. Gene Ontology annotation, cellular component: Golgi cisterna membrane. Bases 221 to 2803 code for a protein of 860 amino acids. Gene Ontology annotation, molecular function: glucuronosyl-N-acetylgalactosaminyl-proteoglycan 4-beta-N-acetylgalactosaminyltransferase activity. Lineage: Eukaryota; Metazoa; Chordata; Leptocardii; Amphioxiformes; Branchiostomatidae. The record is from RefSeq and is a predicted model, not a curated record.
CCUACCUCGUAUCAUAUAGAAUCACCGUGUAAUAGUGGCAUGGCCUUUCUGAUGUGUUACAGUUUUAAGAUGCGGAUGAUGCAUGUAACACAAAUUGUAGCAUUCCCAUUUUCAAACGUCCUAACGUCUAUACGUUAGAAAGAUGACAUACUAAAGAAAGAGCCACUUCUAAACAGCUUUGUCUGUCUCGGUCCACUUACAGCUUCGACUUGUCGGUGGUAUGGCUUCUCUGAGAGGACUGACCCGCACCAGACCUGGGAUGAGUUUGUUUGCAGGUGUUUUGCUUGGUUUCUUCUUAUCCAACUGGCUUGUCAUCAUCUCAGAUAUGACACUACCUCUGCUACAAGACGCCUCAUGUGUAGACAAUGAUAUGUGGUCCAGGGAAGGGACAGAUACCAGAGAAAAUGAAGUGCAAGACUUUCAGAGAGAAAAGCGUGCAAGAGUUGACCAGCGUAAGGGGAAUCACGUGUAUGUAGGUGUGAUGACGGCUGAAAAAUAUCUAAACACCCGUGCUGUCGCUGCGUUUGAGACCUGGGUGAGGAGCAUCCGUGGAAGGGUGGAAUUUUUCACGGGAGGGCAUGCAGGUAACAGGCAUGGAGGUGUCGUUCCAACUGUGUUCCUCAGGGGAGUGACAGAUGUAUAUCCUCCUCAGAAGAAGUCGUUUCUCAUGCUGAAAUACAUGCAUGAUCAUUACCUGGAUGAGUAUGAGUGGUUCGUCAGGGCAGAUGAUGACGUGUACAUCCAAGGAGGAAAGCUGGAACAGUUUCUGCGGGGUGUGAACUCCAGCCAGCCUCUCUACAUAGGACAGCCUGGAUUCGGUAAACAGGGUGAGUUCGGGCAGCUUGGUUUUGCCGCGGACGAGAAUUUUUGCAUGGGCGGACCGGGGAUGAUAAUGAGCAGGGAGACAUUGCGAAGAGUUGUGCCUAAUAUAUCCUGGUGCUUAAAGAAUCUAUAUUCUGCACAUGAGGAUGUUGAAGUUGGUCGCUGCAUUGGAAGAUUCGCACAGGUGUCCUGCACCUGGUCAUAUGAAGCCAAGGAUAUUUUCUACCACGACAAGACAGACAACGUUGAAGGUUUCAUGAAAACAAUGGGCAUGAGUAAACUGCGAAAGGCAAUAACUCUACAUCCGAACAAGAACCCAUCUCAUCAGUACCGACUGCACAAGAAUCUCCUCGCUCUGCAAACGCAAGAUUUUCGACAUCGAACUCUCGUACUUCAUCGCGAGAUUCGUCGUGUGACCUACCUUUUGGGAGAACAGCCUUCAAGACUUUACGAGGCGACUGGCAGAUCACCUUCAUUGCUGAACUUUGUGCCCAAAGAUAUCAAUAGUGUGAUGCCAUGGGAUUUCAUCACGAACAGACAGAUGUUCACCGCAGAUAUAUCUCUCCCAGCGAAGGCAAUCCCGAUGGCUCUGAGUACUGGGCUAGGUCAUGUCGUAGAACAGCUAAAGGCAAUGGAGCUGAUCAACAAGAAUGCACGGAGAGACCGGAGGACGGCGUACUACCGGGAGAUAUACUACGGCUACCGGCGGGUGAAUCCCAUGUGCGGGACUGAAUGUGUAUUGGAUCUCCUACUAGACCUUGUUAGCCACGAGUACAUAGGAGAAAACAGUACUCUAGAGGUACGAAAACACGCGUAUCUACAGCAGUCAUUCAGCCAGAUCGUAUUCGAAGAGCACGAGAUAGACAGGGAAGAUGAUGGUGAUGACGACACGAAGAGGGGUUUAGGACAGAAUAUCAACGAAACGCAUCACGUGCACGAAGCUGACAAAUUCAAAAGGCGGACUGAAAGGAGUAGACAAAAGGAAACGAUACAUGCCAUUGUCCCGGUGGCAGGGCGUCUACAGGCCUUCAGGAGAUUCAUGAAGAGUUACGAGAGGUCCUGUUUAAAGACUGGAGAAAACGUUCGACUUCUUGUAAUUUUAUUCAAAGGUGCCUAUAAGCAGCCCGAUCAGACUGCUGCAAUUUGGAAAUUGGUUAUCUCGUACAGUAUGAAAUAUCCGGAUGCAUAUCUGAAGAUCUUGCCAGCGGACAGAAAGUUCUCUAAAGGCCUUGCACUCGGCUUUGGAGCGUCUGUUUUUACCAACACGUCACUUCUGUUCUUCUGUGACGUGGACUUAGUUUUCAGACCUGAGUUCUUGGAACGAUGUCGAUGGAACACAAUUCAUGGCCACCAAGCGUACUUCCCAGUUGCCUUCAGUCAGUACGAUCCAGUGACAAUCAUCGGAAACAAACCAACUCAGAGGUCGACGACUGCUCAUAGAAAUCCACCAAACCCAUUGGUUGGUGGCCAAGGCAAUGACGUUGUUAACCAAUCAGCAUCUCGACAAAGUCCACAUCAGAUGAUCAUUUCUUCUAGCGGACGAUUAAGUAAUAAGACAAUGACAACAACCCGGUUAUCUCGUCCUAGACAUUCCCAAGUUUCAGACUUCCCAUCAUCCGAGGAAUCUAUGAUGCACCAUUACGUGUUCAGUAAGGAUGCAGGAUAUUGGCGUUACUAUGGCUUUGGAAUGGUGUGUCUUUACCAGUCUGACUUCCUCCGGACGGAUGGAUUCGAUCCAACCAUUGAGGGGUGGGGACUGGAGGAUGUUGACCUGUAUGAGAAGUUCGUGAAGAAGGACAUCCGGGUCAUGAGGGUGGUAGACCCCGGAAUGGUCCAUGUCUUCCAUACCAUACACUGUGACCCCGCACUGAGCGAAAAACAGUACAGAAUGUGUCUAGGUGCGAGGGCUAAUACAUACGGGAGUGCAGCAAGGUUGGGCAGGGUUUGGAGAAAGAUGCGACAAAAAAGAAACACCACCUGAGUUUUGGGAGACAUCCACUGGACAUCCCAACAUUGAUGUAAGCACAUGCAAUAAAAAGAUGAGAAGGGUGUGUGUAAUGGAUUAAAAUGUAAAUGAUUGAUGAUAAAGAUGAUCCAACUCAGAAUAGUUUAUCAGAUGGUAAAGAAUAAAGCCUCUAUCAUUAUUCUUUCAUCAGGAGGAUGGUUGUAGGUGUAACCGUAUGUCAUGCUACACAUGCUAUUCUUUGUGGCCACCCGUGCUGUUAUCAACACACUUAUUUAGGUUCUUCAU